Messenger RNA from Diceros bicornis minor, 741 nucleotides. Its product is annotated as histone H2A.V-like. Gene Ontology annotation, cellular component: nucleosome. The transcript is spliced from 2 exons. The record is from RefSeq and is a predicted model, not a curated record. Lineage: Eukaryota; Metazoa; Chordata; Mammalia; Perissodactyla; Rhinocerotidae. Gene Ontology annotation, molecular function: DNA binding; protein heterodimerization activity; structural constituent of chromatin. Bases 1 to 507 code for a protein of 168 amino acids.
AUGCGGCUCGUCCUCCUGCAAGCUGAAAAGAAGGCCAUUAAGAUGCUGGUCGCCCAGGAUCCUGGGCUGCGGAGCGGCGGCCGCGGCUCGGCGGGAGCGAGGGCGGGAGCGGCCGAGACCGUGGCUGGAGGCAAAGCUGGAAAGGACAGUGGGAAGGCCAAAGCUAAGGCAGCGUCUCGCUCACAGAGAGCUGGGCUACAGUUUCCUGUGGGCCGCAUCCACAGACAUUUGAAGACUCGUACCACGAGCCACGGAAGGGUCGGUGCCACUGCUGCAGUGUAUAGCGCUGGCCUUCUGGAGUACCUCACUGCUGAGGCGCUGGAGCCGGCAGGUAAUGCUUCCAAGGAUCUUAAAGCAAAGCGGAUCACUCCGCGUCACUUGCAGCUUGCGAUCCGUGGUGAUCAAGAGCUGGAUUCUCUUAUCAAGGCUACCAUAGCUGGGGGUGGUGCGAUCCCUCACAUCCACAAGUCUCUAAUUGGAAAGAAGGGACAGCAGAAAACUGCUUAGAGAGGUGUUUUAACCAACCCUCUUCCUCCCGGUCAUUGUACUGUAACUGAGACAAGAAACAAUGGGGAUAUGUGGAAUUUUUAAAACAGUUAAAUGGAAAAGCAUAGACAAUUACUGUAGACAUCAUAAAAGAAACAUUUGUACGUUCUUAGACUCGAAGUUUGAUAAAAGUACCUUUUCGUGAGGCAACAGUUGUGUGUUGAUUGGCUAGAUUUCUCCCAUGUGUUUUAUACA